AUGCUGAAGAAAGUAGCAACAGCCCAGGAUGACAUAACUGGUGAUGGUACUACUUCCAAUGUCCUCCUCAUCAGAGAGCUGCUGAAGCAGGCGGAUUUCUACAUUUCUGAAGGUCUUCAUCCCAGAAUAAUUACAGAAGGAUUUGAAGCUGCAAAGGAAAAGGCCCUUCAGUUUUUGGAACAAGUCAAAGUAAGCAAAGAGAUGGACAGGGAAACACUUAUAGACGUGGCCAGAACAUCUCUAUGCACUAAAGUUCAUGCUGAACUCUCUGACGUCUUAACAAAGGCUGUAGUGGACUCCAUAUUGGCCAUUAAAAAACAAGAUGAACCUAUUGAUCUCUUCAUGGUUGAGAUCAUGGAGAUGAAACAUAAAUCUGAAACAGAUACAAGCUUAAUCAGAGGUCUCGUUUUGGACCACGGGGCACGGCAUCCUGAUAUGAAGAAGAGAGUAGAAGAUGCAUACAUCCUCACGUGCAACGUGUCAUUAGAAUAUGAAAAAACAGAAGUGAAUUCUGGCUUUUUUUACAAGAGUGCAGAGGAGAGAGAGAAAUUAGUGAAAGCUGAAAGGAAAUUCAUCGAAGACAGAGUUAAAAAAAUAAUCGACCUGAAAAAGAAAGUCUGUGGUGAUUCAGAUAAAGGAUUUGUUGUUAAUAAUCAAAAGGGAAUUGAUCCCUUUUCCUUAGAUGCUCUUGCCAAAGAAGGCAUAAUAACUCUGCGCAGAGCUAAAAGGAGAAACAUGGAAAGGCUGACUCUUGCUUGUGGUGGGAUAGCCCUAAAUUCUCUUGAUGACCUAAAUCCUGAUUGUUUGGGACAUGCAGGACUUGUCUAUGAAUAUACAUUGGGAGAAGAGAAGUUCACCUUUAUUGAGAAAUGUAACAAUCCUCGCUCUGUCACAUUAUUGAUCAAAGGACCAAAUAAGCACACGCUUACUCAAAUCAAAGAUGCAAUAAGAGAUGGCUUGAGGGCUGUUAAAAAUGCUAUUGAUGAUAGCUGUGUAGUCCCAGGUGCUGGUGCAGUGGAAGUGGCAAUGGCAGAAGCCCUGGUUAAAUACAAGCCCAGUGUAAAGGGCAGGGCCCAGCUUGGAGUUCAAGCAUUUGCUGAUGCAUUGCUCAUUAUUCCCAAGGUUCUUGCUCAGAACUCUGGUUUUGACCUUCAGGAAACACUAGUUAAAGUUCAAGCAGAACAUUCAGAAUCCGGUCAGCUUGUGGGUGUGGACUUGAACACUGGUGAACCAAUGGUAGCAGCAGAAGCAGGCAUAUGGGAUAACUAUUGUGUAAAGAAACAGCUUCUUCACUCCUGCACUGUGAUUGCCACCAACAUUCUCCUGGUUGAUGAGAUCAUGAGAGCUGGAAUGUCUUCUCUAAACGGUUGAAUUGAAGCUUCCCUUUUAUCUGAAUCCUGAAUACUACAGAGUGAUCCUAAUAAUACAGCUAUGGAAUUUUGGUCCAAGCUUCAAAUGAUCUUCAAAGGAUUUUCUUUUCCCAUAUUAAAAAAGGAGAGAACAUUGGCACCUAUUCAGAUUCUGAAGUUCUGAAAUUAUAAUUACAGUAUUUUUUAAAUUGCACUGCAGUGUCCACAUACAGCAGGUCAUACUUACCCAGUAAACAGGACAUUUUGCUUUACCCUCAGUGAUAUAAAAAUAUUAGAUAAGCAUAUGUUAUCUACCUUGUUAUUAAAUAUUCAUUGAAAAACAAAA
Cervus elaphus (red deer) is the source of this 1695-nucleotide messenger RNA. RefSeq names its product T-complex protein 1 subunit zeta-like. Gene Ontology annotation, molecular function: ATP-dependent protein folding chaperone; ATP hydrolysis activity; ATP binding. Gene Ontology annotation, cellular component: chaperonin-containing T-complex. Gene Ontology annotation, biological process: protein folding. The coding region runs from base 1 to 1371 and encodes 456 amino acids. Lineage: Eukaryota; Metazoa; Chordata; Mammalia; Artiodactyla; Cervidae. The record is from RefSeq and is a predicted model, not a curated record. The transcript has a single exon.